Anopheles aquasalis is the source of this 2065-nucleotide messenger RNA. RefSeq lists its product as uncharacterized. NCBI's taxonomy places the organism in Eukaryota, Metazoa, Arthropoda, Insecta, Diptera, Culicidae. The record is from RefSeq and is a predicted model, not a curated record.
UACAAACUCACGCGGUUGAUACCGCACAAGGAGCGGGUUAGUCUUUUCGGUUAUCUAACGAGAACAAACACUCCUUUCCGUAGGAUCUCCUUAUGUGCGAGCCGCUGCGAUGCUACGGUUUGGCUGUACACGCACCCUAGGCGUUUAUAAAAACAUAACCGGUGUGCUGCUGCCACUUACCGCCUCAUCCUUCUUGUGCACUCGCGCUACGACCACAAGCCGGGAACCGCAACUAACGGACUCGUACCUGGCGCUGCUGAAAUCAGCAAACGAUGCAAGGGAAGUGUUGGAAUUCCUGCCCACUAUUAGCCGCUCCAAGCAGGAUCGCCAUGCGUACACGUUGCCGGCACUGAAAACUCUGUUUGAAAUGAUCAAAAAUGGCAAAAGUACGCUACGGCCGGCACAGAUCGUACAGCAUCCACGCUUCGCGGAACUGUGCAAAGCGGUGCGGCACGAGUCACGCGCCUUCCAGAUGAACGACAUCACGGAGUGUCUCAAAAUUCUGACCUACCUGGGGGUGCAUACUAACAGCGAAAUCAUGACCGUGCUGUUGCAACUUAUUCGCCACCAAAUCAACGACGUGACGCUAGAUCACAUCGUGUUUCUGAGCUUUAUUCUGAAGAAACACGAACGAACGCCGCUGGUGGAAGCGCUACAAAUUGCGCUACCCAUGCUGCUGCAGGUGCAGAUCGGUUAUAAGCUGGACCACGAAAACGUCGAGCAAUUGGUGUCACUGCUGGAGUUCGUUUCGCUCCAUCGCGUAAACGAUCGUACGGCGAUGAACAUCGUUAGUGCGCUUACUCUGCACGGCACAAAACUUUCGCCCGAGCAGGCCAUCGUUACGCUGAAAGCAUUGGCCACCUUUCCCGUCUUUCUACCGCAAUACGAGAAGCUGCUACAAAAUGUGUUCACGGUGCUUGGUAGGGAUCUUGGGCGAUUAUCCUUCAACACGCUCGACUACGCGCUGAAGAAAGUGAUGGACAAGAAUUUGGACCAAUUCCCUGCCUUCUAUCACGAACAGUUCCUGAAUCAGUGCGCUCAGCACGUAAUCGAUAACGACGUGGGCUUGCUGAAGGCGCUCUAUAUUUUGAAAAAGUUGAACAAAAUCUCUUUCCUACACGUCCCACUGCUGGAUUACAUAGCACGGCACGAAGGCAAUGUGUCGCUUGUACCACAAUCUGGUAUAAUAACGAUUGUGGCCGGAUUCUCCAACGCUAACUACGUACCUUCCAAUUGGGCUACGCUUCGGCAAGAGAUUGCACGGAACUCAACCAUCACCAAUUCGACCAUACCAUGGAUUCGUUACAACCUGGAGCUACUGUCGUUGGAUAUCUUCAAUGAGGAACUACUGGCCCACUGGUUAGAACCAAAGAACCUUGAUGCGAGCAUGUCACGUAACGUGGUGGUCGAUUAUUUGCAGUUGGCCGAGCUAGCUCAAACCUUGCGGCUGCUGUACGGUACGAAAUACCAUGGCCCUUAUCCGCCGCAACAUUUCAUCGACAAAUCCAUGACGCUGAUGCUGCAAAGCAAUGAACAGCCUUUGUUCCAACCGCUGGCCCUCGCUUUCGGUGGAGAAGAGUUUGUCGGCACCCAUGUCGUUACCGAGCAUGGCCAUGUCCUUGAUUACGUGCUCACUUUCGAUGCGAAUGGAAACGCCAAACCAAGGCCAGCGAUACCAGUUGAAGGUAGCGAGCAUCAGCGGUUAGAUGAUUUCAAGCAAGCGGGUUGUACAUGUGUUGCCGUUUUGUACUUACCGAGAAGUUGUUACGCGAUCAACGUUAACCGACUGCGAGGACGAUUUGUGAUGUACGUAAAGACGAUCGAAGCGAUUGGCGUACCAACGAUCACCGUUUCACCUCAGAUAUGGAAUAACCUGCCCGAAUCAGAGCGAAUACCCUUCCUGCAGCGUGAAGUACAACAAAAACUGAAAUAAAGCCAUUUUCGUACCAGAGGACAUAGGAGGGUCUCGCUAGUGCCGUACCGUAGUUUCGAGUUAAACCUUGAUUGCAAUACUUUGGUAUCAAGCAGAAUAAAGUUCGAAAGUAGUCAAAUCUCGUUCUAUUAA